AUGCAAACAUUUGCUCCUGGAAGAAGAGUCUACCUCAACCUCAACCUCAACCUCAUCAUCGUCGUCUUCAUAUCGCUUCUCGCUCUGAUCGUCAUGGCUGAAUCUAGCGGUGAAGCAAAGGUUCACAUCAUCUACACCGAGAAGCCCACCGGUGAGGAGCCUAAAGAGUAUCAUCUCCGUACCCUCUCCAAAGCUCUCGGCAGUGAGCAAGCUGCAAAAGAUGCUCUGGUUUACAGUUACAAGGAAGCUGCUUCUGGGUUUUCAGCUAAGCUCACACCUGCGCAAGUCACCGAGAUAUCCAAACAACCAGGGGUGCUUCAAGUUGUGCCGAGCCAGACCUACCAGUUGCACAAACCUCGUGGUGGUGCUUUCAAGUUGACCUAA
Thlaspi arvense is the source of this 384-nucleotide messenger RNA. The record is from the annotation of a GenBank genome assembly. NCBI's taxonomy places the organism in Eukaryota, Viridiplantae, Streptophyta, Magnoliopsida, Brassicales, Brassicaceae.